This is a messenger RNA of Mercurialis annua (annual mercury), 658 nucleotides long. Its product is annotated as auxin response factor 4-like. Gene Ontology annotation, molecular function: DNA binding; protein binding. The transcript has 2 exons. NCBI's taxonomy places the organism in Eukaryota, Viridiplantae, Streptophyta, Magnoliopsida, Malpighiales, Euphorbiaceae. The coding region runs from base 56 to 658 and encodes 200 amino acids. Gene Ontology annotation, biological process: response to hormone; regulation of DNA-templated transcription. The record is from RefSeq and is a predicted model, not a curated record.
CGAUCUUCCAUUUUGAUAAUUUCUUUCCGGGCAAAAAUCUCUCUCUAAUUCUUGAAUGGGAAGAAACGAGCAAGAUUUCUGUCCAUUUUUGUUUCCCUCCACCACCGUCUAUGCCUAUCCAUCUUCUUCUCCGUCGUCAACAUCACCUUCAUCGACGCCGCCGCCAACUUAUUCGAGCAGUACUCAUUCUUCUUCUCAUCAUUCUUAUUCUUCGCUCAGUAUUACUUCUCCAUUCAAAUUAUAUCCUUCAACUACACAAUUUUCUUCCACGGCAGACGGCGCAAAUCUUAAUCGGCAAUGCACCAAAGAAAUAAUGGUUGAUGGAGCCAGCAAUACCGUCAAUUUUCUGCAGACGAGGGACAUUCAUGGCAAAGCUCAAAAUGGUUCAACGAGGAGCUGUACAAAGGUUCACAAACAGGGGUUCCCAGUUGGCAGGUCUGUUGAUCUUACCAAGUUCAACAACUAUACUGAGUUGACAGCCGAGUUGGAUUGGUUGUUUGAGUUUGAUGGUGCAUUAGUGGAUCCAAAUCCAAUGAAGAACUGGGUGAUUGUGUAUACUGACAUUGAGGAUGAUUUGAUACUUUUUGGAAAUGAUCCAUGGCAGGAAUUUGUGAGCAUGGUUCGAAAGAUUUACAUCUAUAAAAGGGAGAUGACAUAA